Pseudopodoces humilis (Tibetan ground-tit) is the source of this 5389-nucleotide messenger RNA. Lineage: Eukaryota; Metazoa; Chordata; Aves; Passeriformes; Paridae. The record is from RefSeq and is a predicted model, not a curated record.
UGGUCUGAGGCUGCGCCGGGGGUGGAAGAUGUGGAUUGAGCCAUAGAAUAAAACAAUAGCGCUUAAAUAGCAAAAUAAUAACCCGGCUCGUCCGCCUGAGGCGUGGCCCCCGCUCCCCCCAGGUCGCUGUAAAGCACCGUGUGAGCAAGAGUUGGUUUUAUUUUUGUUUUUAUUUUUUAAUUUUUCUUUCCCGGCCGUGCAGGAUGAACGUCGCGCCUGAGGAAGUUAAGGCAGAAAAUGGCAAAGCGGAGCCUGGGGAAAAACAUUUUUACUGCGAAGUUUGUAAAAUUUCCUGUAUGUGUGCUAUAAGUCUUCAGUCACACUAUCGUGGUUCAAAGCAUAGAAAGCAAGAGAAAGCCCUGAGACGCAGGAAUUUCUAUAGUUCUUCUGCUCUUAUCCAAGUUCCGAUGAAGUAUCGAGUGCUCAGACGAGUGAAGAGAAAAUUCACAGGGUAUGUAACCUAUCUGAAGGAUUUUAUGAAUGAUCCCAGAAGAGAAGAACCUCUAAUUGGUUUAGAAUAUGUGGUUGAAAUCAGAUUUGAAGGAAGAAGAGAGCCACGUUAUGAGUGCAGGCUGUGUGGAUGUAAUACAGAAGUGGCACCUAUGAUAGAACAUCUUAGUGGAUAUAAACACAGAAGAGAAUACAUUUCUAAAGAAUUUCCAGAUAAAAUGAGGAGAAAACCAUCAGAUGCAAAAGAAUGCAAAGUCUCGUUUCUCAAACGGAUAGCAGGAGAGCUAGAGAAAAGCGAAGGAUUAAAAAUGUAUAAGAUUGAAGGUUACACAAGACCAGCUACCUCAUCCCCAUCAAAGAAGAAAGCAAGGUGGGAAGAUGAUUAUAAGCAUGAGAAUGAUCCUGUUCGGAAACAGAAAGCUCUGGAGUUCUUGGAGACUUUUCGCAUCACCUCAGACUCAGAAGCAACACUUGUUGUUCACAUUACACAGGAACUCAUGGAGGCUUUGAGGGCCUUUUGUGAAAAGAGAGCAGCAGAUAAUUACACCAACAGUGUAGGCCCACUGAUGUCAGUACCUCAAGAUAAAUUUCCAGAAAGGGAAAACAUCUCAGAACACUAUGGGCCAGAUGGAGAAUACAAAGGAAGUUCUGACUGGAAUCAAGGUUUUUUGUCUCAGUAUGAAGAGUGUUCUGAAGAUUUUUCUUUUGCUCCUGCUCACUCAAACAGUUACCAUGCAUAUGAUGGAUCAUACUCUUGUCAUCUGAGAUCUGAGGACUUUGCAAUGAUGCCUCCACUCAGGGACUCUCCUGCUGUUGAGCCUGAUAAUCCUGUUAGUGGUAUCAGUGAAUGGCUGAGACAGCUCAGAAACUCUGUGUCAGUUGCUGGGGCCUCUUCAUACACAACCGGCCCAGUGAAGGAGUAUUCAGCAGAAUACAUAUCCAGUGAUGUGCAAGGAAGUGAGCUCCUUGAUAACAGAUUCUCAUUUGGCAGGGAAAAUACAAAAUGGAGGGAUCAACAAGCGUGUACAGAUUCAAGGCAUAUAAGUGACCAAGAAUUACCCUAUCCCAGUUCUUCUGCCUCAUAUCCUUCAUCUGCAAGGUACUCUACAAACUAUGCUUCACAAAACUAUUCGUGUUACACGAACAGUGAGUCUGUGAAUACUUGUACGUCUUUGGCAAAUUCUGGUGUUUCAGAAAGAGGUGGCUCCAGGUGGCACCAGGACACUAGGUGGAAUGAGUGGAAGCAGGAAUCUAGGUGUCAAGGAUUCAGGUAUCAGAAAUCAGGCUACCAGAGAGACUGGAGUUCACAUCAGGACUCGUUUUGUGGAAGUGGUUCGUACCAAGAUCACCAGCAGUUCCGAAACUCUGAAGAGAUAUUUGAUGGAGUUGAUGCUGGUCUUGCUCCCAACACUGUGAACAGACUACUAGGAAAGGAUGUACCUACAAUGACCAGGAUGCUCAAACAGUUGGCUCCGUAUUAUCCAGCACUUCAAAAAAUAAAUAUUCAGACGUUCAUCAAUGUGCUAAUAGAAACUAGAGAGAAAGAUUAAGGAGCAACAACAGCUGAACUGGAAACAGAUGAAGAGAUUUGAGAAUUUCCAUCACCUGGCUUUCAGGAAAGAGACUGUAUUUUACUCUGUGUUUGACUGGCUUGAGAAAGGUAAAGGGGAGGUAGGGUUUAAGUUUUUAACAUGUGAAAUAUAGCUGGGACAGGAACUUGCACAUAACGGGUGAACAUACUAUUUUGUUUAGGCUUUUUGUAAAGUAUUUGUUAUAUCUUAGUAUAUUACAGAAAAAAAAUUUUGUUAUUUUUUGAAUAUAAUGUUAAAAUUACUCUGUCAGCAAAAAGCUAAUAAUCCUUUUAAUACCCUUCUCAAUUCAGAAGAGAAGGGAAGGUUUACUUUUCUGUUACCUACUUAGGAAGCACAUGCAUUGAAAAUACAGGUUUACUUUUCUUAAAAUGCAAGGCCAGUUCCAUUAAUUUGAGGCUUUAUAAGUAGUGUAUUUUUAGAAAUUGAUACACUAUAUUUGUUUAGACAGAGAAAGCAAAGGUAUUCUCUGUCUUAAUGUGACGUUAUAUGGGGAACAUGUAAUCUAUACUAGAGGACUGGUAUGUAAUGGGGCAUAUUAGUUUCAUUUUUGUAGAAGAAGAAAUGGUGUGAAAUAUAUGCAGAUUUUUUUAAUCAUGUUGUUCAAAAUGAAAUAAUUAUAAAUUGUCUUAAAAACUCAUUUGGUGGAUGGACCUAAAAUAAAAAUUCUUGAUUCUUUCUACUAGCAAAAGCAUAUUAAGAAAUAGAACCCAUAAGGCAAUCAGAUAAAACAACAGAAAAAAAUAAAUAAACAAAAUGUCAUACUAACUGAGUAAUACUUACCAGUUCAUGAUGUGUAUCAGAGCCACAUGCUCAUGAGCGCCUGGCUUUAGAUAUCUGCUUUAUGUAAUUAAAACCAGCUUACAUGGAGCUGAAGAAAUGAAGUGAGACAGUUUACUCCUGAGUGUCUGUUUUCCUUUUCACUGCUGCAUUGUGGACUAUCAUUUUUCUUCUCACCCAUGCCAGAACUGUUUCUCUGUGCAUUAAAUACUUGUGCUGAAACAGGGUUAGUCUUCAUGAGCUGUCAUAAAAAAUUUUGGAUCUUGUUAUGUAAAUUUUAAUAAAAACUCAAAAAACCAAUUUAUUAUUGAGCUUGUAAACUCAAUUCCCUAAUAUUUUCCUUCUGUCAUUAUUUUGUUUCUGCAUCUGAAGAGAUCCACUUUCCUUUUACAUUCCUGUUCACUGUGUCCUUCAGUGCUCAUACUUACUGAAGUGUUGGAGUGGUUUAUAAUGUCACACACCUUGUAGUUGUGCCGUAUACUUCUCUCCUCUGAAUUACAUAGUCAACCUUGCUUAAAAGGGAAAAUUGUUUUUUCUACCACAGGUGUCUGCCAGAGUUUUGAUGUAAAAGUCCGUAGACUUGAUCAGUUAUUAUUUAAAAUUUACCAGAUUUAUAUUUAAAGUUAUUUACACAAAUGUUACUACCAUAGUUUUUUCUCACAGAAAGUGUAGUGCAACUAAAAUUUCGAAACUAUAUAAAAAAAUGUUGCUAGAAAAUGUUACUGCUGCAACUCUGUCAAUUCAAGCUAAAACCUUUUCAUUUGAGGUUGCUGCAGAGAACUCUUUUUCCCAUUUCUCACUCUCUUCUGGAUUUUACUGCCAUCACUGUAUGCCCUAGUGGCAUACAGUGGCUGGAUGACCUCCACCCAGCUUAGAUGCUCUUUCCACCUACAUGUUCUGUUCUUUUUCCUUCUGAGCAAGUUAUUGUCCCUCCUUUGUUGUUGUGCAGAGUCCUGCAUUAGGGAAACAGUUCUUGCAUUUUGAAAUGGAGUUGGAGUAGUUAUCCAAUUAAGUAGUUAUCAAAUUAAGCAUUGAUUUACUAAAGCUUUCCGGAACUCUAGAGUGCUGAGUACUUCUUAAUCCCAAGAAAACCCUUUGCCCUAUCUUGCUCCUAUGUAGUAUGUAAUUGGAGCAGAACUCUGUCUAGACUCCAAUCCUUCUUCAAGAAACAACUUCACAAAGUAGGUCUUGAUAGCCUGCAGAGCAGCACUGGAUACCUGGCACCUAUCAGCACCAAAGCAGCUACAUCACAGGCUUUGGCAUGGAGGCAAUAGUUUUCAGAAUGCAACUGAGCCCUUGGAGCAAAUUUCCAAUUUCCUUAAAAAGCCAGUGACAAAAAUCCAGACAGGAACAUGUCUUGGAUUGGGGAUAAAUGGUCUACUUUUAGCCAGUUUCUUGGUCUGUGGUGUACCUGCUUUGACAAUUUAGAAGUAUGUUUCCCACUGAGACAAGAGCUGUUCCAAACCAGAGCCACCUUGAUGAUUCUCUGCAUCAGUUAUGCUCCUUUAGGAAGUGCUGAAGCCAGCUGUUCUGCACCAAGGGCAGUGAAAUACAACAGGGCCAACUGAACAUGGAGACAUCCUUCAGGGGAAACAACAUGGGAAGUUUCUCAGAUUCCAGCUUUUUAGUUUGUACCUUGGACUUGCUAAUACUCCACAAAAUGCUUCCCAGAAUUACUGGAUUUUAUGUGGGUGUAUGAUCCAAAGGGACAGAUUCCUUAGUGUGAAAAAAACCAGGGCAGCUCUUUCAAGCUCAGAAGUUUGGGGUUCUUCUGGUUUGUUUCUGGAGAGGACAUGCAUAGUUAUUAUCUCAGCCUUUUAGGGAGGGAAGGUUCAAAGAGUAACUCGUGGAAAUCUUUUUCCCUUGUUUUCUUCAACAUAAGUUAACUUUCAUAGCUGUUGGAUGAGGUGGCUUCCAAGAGUGGGUGUUAUUCCUGAUCUCCCUCCUCACCCAAGACCAGUUCCUUGCCUUUUGGGUGAUGACACCCAAAGUGCUUUGGGAGCACUCCUUGUCUCAGUGUGCUUAUGCUAUGGGGGCCAUUGGUUUUUCCCCACGUAUUUUACACCAAAAGAGUGUUCAGAGUGUUGCUGAGCUGUCACAAAGGGUCUGAUUAACACUUGACAAAUAGUAGCAGCUUUUCUGCAUGACAGAUAUUUGAUAACAGUUGCAUAGUUGCCACUUUGCUGCCUUUACCCUGACACCAGACACCCUACUGUGGGUGAGAUGCAGAAUCACAGAACAGUCUAAUUUGGAAAGAGUCCACAAGGAUCACCAAGUCAGCUCUUCAGAGAAUGGACCAUACAGGGAUUGAAGGUGUGACCUUGUUGUUAUUUGUACCAUUCUCUGACCAUCUGAGCCAAUCUCAGGGUCAUCUGGAAGUAACUCUUUUUUUUGGUUGCUUCUUCAGAGUUACUGCAAGAGAUGGUGUGUGACAGGAAUCAGUCAUUGUCUUGCUUGAAUUUUUCUACUCUCUCUCAUUAGCUGUAAAUGGUGAGAUGUAAAGUUAUGAGAAUGUCUGACUGUCACUUCAAGACCACUUCAAAUAAUUGCUCCAGCACAAAAAGGAAGAC